CUCCUACUUAAAUACGUCGAUGCAAGUUCCACACAAUUCCCACUCAAAUCAGAAUCUGAUCACCACAAACACAUUGCGAACCAAACACAGAAAGUCAUGUCUGUUAUUGCUUUCUUUCUCUUCACCCUCAUCUACUUUUCAAGUUCAUAUUGCUCUGCGGGAUAUCAGAAUCGACACAGGUACAUGGAGAGGAACCUAAUGAUAGCGUUGGCAAGCAAGAUUGGUAUCAACUAUGGUAGACAAGGAAACGACCUCCCAUCUCCUUACCAAUCAAUAAAUUUCAUCAAAUCCAUCAAAGCUGGUCAUGUCAAGCUCUACGACGCCGAUCCAGAGACUCUAACACUCCUCUCUCAUACCAACCUCUACGUCUCCAUAACCGUCCAUAACCACCAGAUCACUUCCCUCGGCACCAACCAAACCACAGCUGAAGAUUGGGUCAAAACAAAUAUCCUCCCUUACUAUCCACAAACCCAAAUCCGAUUUGUCCUUGUCGGAAACGAAAUCCUCUCCGUCCAAGACAGGAACGUAACGGCCAAUCUCGUACCUGCGAUGCGCAAAAUCGUGAAUGCUCUCAGAGCUCAUGGCAUCCACAACAUCAAAGUCGGGACAUCUUUACCUAUGGAUUCUCUCCGGUCGACGUUUCCACCGUCGAACUCAACGUUCCGUGAAGAUAUCGCCGGACCGUUGAUGUCGCCGUUGCUGAAGUUUCUCAACGGAACAAACUCUUACUUCUUCAUCAAUCUUCAACCUUACUACCGUUGGUUGAGAAACCCUAUGAAUACUAGUUUGGAUUAUGCUUUCCAAGGGAAUUCAACUUAUACCGAUCCUCAUACCGGUUUGGUUUACCAUAAUCUCGUAGACCAAAUGUUGGAUUCGGUUAUCUUCGCCAUGACCAAACUCGGUUACCCACAUAUCCGCAUUGCGAUCUCCGAAACCGGGUGGCCUAAUUCCGGAGACAUCGAUGAAACCGGAGCCAAUAUACUCAACGCAGCAACGUAUAACCGGAAUUUAAUCAAGAAGAUGACCGCAAUUCCACCAAUCGGUACACCAGCUAGACCCGGUUUACCUAUACCGACAUUUGUUUUCUCAUUGUUCAACGAAAACCAGAAAUCCGGUUCGGGAACACAGAGGAAUUGGGGAAUCUUGCAUCCUGACGGUACACCGAUCUACGACAUUGAUUUCACCGGUCAAAAACCGUUAACCGGUUUUAACCCUUUGCCUAAACCGACGAACAAUGUUCCUUAUAAGGGUCAAGUGUGGUGCGUACCGGUCGAAGGAGCCAGCGAGGCUGAGCUUGCGGAAGCUUUGAGGAUGGCUUGUGGCCGAAGCAACACAACGUGUGCGGCUUUGGCUCCUGGGAAAGAAUGUUACGAUCCGGUCUCUAUUUAUAGGCACGCAAGAUAUGCGAUUAGCUCGUACUGGGCCCAGUUCCGUACCCAAAACGUCGGAUGUUAUUUCAAUGGACUGGCUCAUGAGACUACGACUAACCCUGGAAAUGAUCGCUGCAAGUUUCCGAGCGUUACUCUGUGAGGAAAAAAAAACUGAAAGAGAUUGAAGAUGAGUAAAAUUACUCAAUAUUGUUUUUCACUAUGCAUUUUAUGCUUCUUGUUUCUUGGAAUGUUGAGAAAAAAUUGAAUAACUAAUAAAUAACCUUUUAAAAAAGAAAA
Molecule: messenger RNA, 1667 nt
Organism: Raphanus sativus (radish)
Lineage: Eukaryota; Viridiplantae; Streptophyta; Magnoliopsida; Brassicales; Brassicaceae
Product: probable glucan endo-1,3-beta-glucosidase A6
Biological process (GO): carbohydrate metabolic process
Cellular component (GO): plasma membrane
Molecular function (GO): hydrolase activity, hydrolyzing O-glycosyl compounds
Source: RefSeq, a predicted model, not a curated record